AUGCUACACACAUACUGUGCUCAACAGGUAGACAUGUCCGCAAAUACAGUAGAUUCUAGUCGCAUUCUGUGUAGAUAUUUUGCUAACGGCUGCUGCGCUCUUGGUGAGCGUUGUUCGUAUUCCCAUGAUAGGAGCAAGCCCGCCGAUAAUGUUUGCCGCUAUUAUUUGAAGGGCAGUUGCUGCUAUGGCACGCGCUGCAGAUACGAUCAUGUUCGACCCAAGAAAGAUGCUACAACUGACAUUACAAGCAGUGCCAGUUGCAAGGAAAACUUGUCCGCAAAAUUGCCGAAACCCGCAAAGCUGCCAGAGCCUGGCCUUAACAUAGACGCAGCCGAGUUCGUGCCAUCUUGGAAGAGAGCGACACCUGGAGCGUCUUAUGCUGUGGCAGCAGGUUCGAUUCAAAGUGAACAGCAGUUGCCGUUGUGUCCAUACUUCGAAAUGGGUGAAUGCAACAACGAACAGUGCCAGUUUGUGCAUGGUCUCGUUUGUGAUAUGUGUUUACGAGCUUGUAUUCAUCCUUACGAUGAGAAGCAGCAGAAGCAGCAUUUCACAGAUUGCUUAAAACAACAUGAAAUGGCAAUGGAACAGGCGUUUGCUGAAGCAAAAGGUGUAGGGAAAUGUUGUGGGAUAUGCAUGGAGAAUAUUAUGGAAAAGUCCCUUCGGUUCGGUAUAUUAGAAGGGUGCCGCCAUUGCUUCUGUUUGGAUUGUAUUCGAGAGUGGAGACGUAAUCAAACAUUCGAAACUGAAGUUGUGCGAUCAUGUCCUGAAUGUCGACAGCAUAGUAACUUUGUGAUUCCAUCUAUUUUGUGGGUUGAGGAGGAAGAGGAGAAGCAGAUUUUGUGUGAGGUCUAUCGCAACAAUAUGGCGCAGAAACAGUGCAAAUACUAUAAGAUUGGGACUUCUGCUGAAGGCUGUCCGUUUGGAAACAAAUGCUUCUACAAACACCAGCUUCCUGAUGGGUCUAUUGAUCCUGGCGAAGCCCCUCACGCGCGUCGAAAGCCACAUCUUGCUGACUUCAUUUUUCAAAGACAUGGAUCUGGAUCAGAUGAUGGCGGAGAAGAAAGUGACGCAGCCAGCCGAGAAACACUUGACUCAUGGUUCGAUUUAGAAAGACUUGAUAUGUUAAGAAUUCGGCUUCGUGCGAUGCUUGCUGAAUAA
Necator americanus (New World hookworm) is the source of this 1158-nucleotide messenger RNA. RefSeq lists its product as uncharacterized. Lineage: Eukaryota; Metazoa; Nematoda; Chromadorea; Rhabditida; Ancylostomatidae. Gene Ontology annotation, biological process: protein polyubiquitination. Gene Ontology annotation, molecular function: metal ion binding; ubiquitin protein ligase activity. The transcript is spliced from 9 exons. The coding region runs from base 1 to 1158 and encodes 385 amino acids. The record is from RefSeq and is a predicted model, not a curated record.